This is a messenger RNA of Engraulis encrasicolus (European anchovy), 1413 nucleotides long. It is a transcript of the gene scpp1, whose product is annotated as secretory calcium-binding phosphoprotein 1. Lineage: Eukaryota; Metazoa; Chordata; Actinopteri; Clupeiformes; Engraulidae. The record is from RefSeq and is a predicted model, not a curated record. The coding region runs from base 90 to 1040 and encodes 316 amino acids. The transcript has 12 exons.
CCUUUCACUCUCUGAGCUCUGAGAAGCAGAGGACAUACUGUAUUGCUUGUUUGGAUAUUUGGACUGACUUGAAUACAAAGAAUACAAAAAUGACAGCUGCCAUAGUGAUUCUGUGUGUGAUGGGUGCAGCCAUUGCCAACCCUAUUAUGUACAAUAUGACUGUGGACAAAGUUAACUUAACAUCUGGGGUCUCAUCAGCAUCCAAUUCUCUGGAGCAAACAGUCAUGCCUACAUUAAAGGCCAGUUCAUCAGAAUCCGAGUCCUCUGAAACGUUUCAGCUGCAGAAUGUCUCAUCAUCCUCAUCCUCAUCCUCAUCCUCAUCAACAUCAGACAGCAGCUCUUCAGAGCAAGAGAGUUCACUGGUGUCUGACUCAUCCAGCCAAAGUGACACAUCGGAGCAGAUGAGUUCCGAAGAAAAUACAUCAGCAAACUCUACUUCUUCAGAAUCAUCAGAGUCAAGUGAAUCCCAGUCCAAUGAAUCCAAUGUGACGUCAAACGAGAGCCAAAGCGAAUCCCUGGAAGACACGUUUAAUUCAGCAGAGACUGGGGUCACCCGAGAUGACAGCAGAGGAAGCAAAGAGAACCUCAGAAGGUUUUUCAAAGUUUACAACGUCCAAGCGAAAGCAACGGCCUCUGUGAGCGAUUCGCUCCAGUCGACGGAGGAGAGCCAGGACCUGGACAGCAGCAUCUCUAACGAGGUCCCAGGGGCCACCGGGGGGGCACCGAGCCUCUCGAAGGAGAGCGCCGCAAGCAGUGAGGAGAGCAUCAGUCUGGCCCUGGGAAACAGCACGGAGGACAGCGCUACAACAAGCAGCAAGGAGAGCGCGGAGAACAACAGCGCAGAGAGCACAGAGAGCAGCGAGAUGAGCAGCAGUCAGGAGAGCAACGAGAGCAACUGUGUCCCGGGCACCGACCAGGAGUGCGACAGUGACAGUGAUGAGUCCGAUAUGAUGGGCAUUGGGGACAAUGGGGAGCCCGAGCCGUUCGAUGGCUUCUUCAUGCCCUUCGACACUCCAGGAGAGCUGCUGCUGAGAAGAUGACACUAUCGAUUUAGUUUGUCACUCUUCUGCACUCUGUACUGUGUUGCACUUUUAUUUAAUUUAAACCAAAAAACGAUGUGUUUUUCAUACUCCUCCUCAGAAACAUUUGUCGAAAACUGUUAUCUGUCACUGCCGACAGUUGAUAUAUCACUGAAAUGUAUUUAUCAUUUUUUUGUUGCAUUGUAUUAAUUUUAAUAUAAUUCUUGCCAUUUAUUCACUGAAUGUGUUUUCUAUGAAAUGCUAUUCUGCAUAUUUAACAGACUGUUUCCAAAUUAGUUUGCACUAUUUUAUAUGAAUUUGCAGUAACAAAGUAUUUUAGUAACAAAAACAUUAUUUUGAACAUUAAGCUAAUACAUUUGGUCAAUGGAGACCU